CCAUGGCAUUUGCAUUUUGAAAGCAACUUAUUUAUUACUUCGUCCCUUUAUUACUUUUUAUUCAUUUUCAUAAAAGUGUUGUAGUCACAAUGGAAAAUAUGUUCAUAUGGAAUAUUUAAUACAUGGACAUUGUCAAUUAGAUGCUUGUCUGUAUUCAAACUUGUAUAGGACAGGGUACUUUUCUGUGAAAAAAAAAACAGAAUUUUAUGCCUCUCAGAUAUAGUCCAUAGAUAUAGUCUUUUUACUCAUGCAAUUUGAUAUUCUUAGGGGCUAGCAACAUAUUGCCCUGAUUAUUCAAGAUUCCUAAGAUAUAAUCAACUGUUUGGUAAAUACAUUUUAAUAAAUUUCUGUGGUUUGCUUUAUGACUUUUACAACUUAUGGCAAAAGUAUUUCUGUUAUUCUGAGGAGAUACAAGACAACAAGAAUAGCAAAAUGCUUGUCUUAAAUGCAUUUUGCUCCAUUUUAACACCCCCGUCUAGACAGGUAGACAUGGUGUUAUUUUGUUUGUGUUUUUAUGCCAGAGGUUGUUUUCAUUAUGGCAUCUGUCAAAUAUUGCAUGGAUUUAAAGAUAUAGACAUACUAUUUGGCAUUAGCUUUUGCAUUUGUUGCAAUAUGUGUGAAAUCUUCCUUUCCUGGUGGUUAAUGAGUUUUUGUUUUAUCUACAAAGUCAUCUUGGUUCAGGUACACUAGAAUCUACACACACUCUUUACUUGACUGAGAGAAAAGUCUAUUCACUUGCUUAAUCUCUCACAUUGCCUGUCUCCUGUUGCAUUUAGUGCAUUGCAUACAUUAUUGCUUUUCUUUAAUAUUAGAGUGCAGAAUAGCAAACCCCUAACCCUUUCUCUACUUUAAUUGAAGCAACUUUGUUUUUAGUUAGCUUUUUAAUAUUAAUGGCUCAGCAUUAAAUUUAUAGACUAAACAUUCAAAUAGUGCACUCAGAUCACUCAUCUCUUUGUUUUAAUCUCUUAAAAUGAGAUGAAAUUUCAAAUAUUUCUUUUUAUUUCAUCAGUGGAAUAUCAUCUAUGUCUUGAAUCUGUAUUUCCAUUACAUUUACAAUCUUAAAUUAUCUGUUCCUUUAGAGUCUAAUUCUAUUACUGCUUAUGUUUUCAAUGAAGAAAACUUCUAGGAGUUAAGGGCAAACCACCAUAAGAUGAAAUGCCCAGACAGGAUUACUUUAAGGCUACCAUGUUAAAUCCUCCCCUUUAAGAUGUGUGCCACUGAAGAUCUAUGAACUUUGUUAUUAAGCAGAUCAACCAAGUCAGACAAGGAUGAUGUUGUUGAGAUAUCUUCAGAUGAUGAUUCUGAUAAAAUCUCAGCAAACCCUACUGAUGUCCAAGAACCUAUGGACCUCACUGCCCCUAAACCUGACAGUGACAUGAGUAAUCCCACAGAGGAGAAGCCAAACGACACUAAACUUGGUAUUGUUAAGGAAAAACCUGAUGAGGGUGUCAAAAAGGGUGACACCUUAGCAGAUAAGGAGGGUGUGGUAAAAGAGGGCUCAGAUUCUGAUGAGUGCAUCUCCCAGGAGGACAUGCUUGCUAAGCUAGGGCUGAGCUCUGUCAAAUCCAAGAAAAAGGAAUCAAUGUCCAAUGGUGUGGAUAAAAGACCACUGAUUCCUCACAAGCCUAAAGAGAGCAUUGUGGACUUCUUGAGGGCACCGAAACUUAAAAACACUGAACCCCCCAAGCAAAAGCUCAAUGGAGAUGCUGCAAUUGUUAUAAAUGGGGUGAACAGUGAUGAGUCCAACCCAGGGACACCUGAGGUUGUGGAUGAAGACGAACUGGAGGAUGACAAUGAACUCCAGGCGAAGGAGCAGUUGAUUGAGGAAUUGAGACAAGAAUUACGGAAUGAAGAAGCUAAGCUUAUGCUUCUGAAGAGGCUACAGGCUGCCCAAAAUGACACAUCUAGAAACACCUCAAAGUACCAGAAAGAGAAAGAGAACGAGAAACUGCUGUCGUCCAUGCAGUUUUCCACCAAGUCUGUUGGGCAGCUUCCAUCAAAGAAAGGACAAGGUCUUCCUCCCCCACCCCCCCUAAAGACGCAUGUCACAACAGCUGGAACUUACCAGCCCCCAAUUGCUAUCCAACCCAAACUUCUUCCAAAGGUUGGAGUUCAACAGUCACAGCAUGCUUCAAGCCUAAACACUGCCAAACAACCAAGUACUGUUCAGAGUAUCAAGGGGUCUGCAGCCUCUCCCUGCACUGGCACAUCUGCUAUUAAAGACUUGCAGAAUGUCAUUAGCUCAAUGAGCACCAACCUGAUUCACCCUACGCCUCUCUAUAUGCGUACAGGUAACCAGGCAUCUGUUUACACAGCAUCAAGUCAGUCCAGCCCUGUCAGACCUACCCCGGUACGGGCUAACUCCUCUACUGGCGCAUCUUCUUCCUCUCCUUCUGGCUACUCUAGUUUCCCUGCACAUGGUUCUACUGGCCCCAACAAGGCUUCCCUUUCCCAGGCAAUGAGUGCAGGGAAACAAGCAGCAGCCAAGAUGGCGCUUCGCAAACAGCUGGAGAAGACAUUACUGCAGAUUCCACCACCCAAACCACCACCGCCAGAGUGGUCCUUCCUCCCAAGUCUCAACAGCACGGAGUUUAUGACUCUUGUAGGCUUUGAGAUGGUUGUUGAUGUGCUCGCCCAUAAAAAGUCGGUAACAGGCGGCUCAGAACUUUCUAGUCCCUCACUGUGUGGUCAGUGUGGAACUGAUUUUACUCCUGGUUGGAAGGCAAAGCCAAAGAAUAAGGAAGGAGUCUUAAUGUGCGAAAAGUGCAGCACUGUGAAUGUCAAAAAGGAGUUGAAGGCAGAGCACACUGCUCGGCUGAAGGCUGCGUUUCUGAAAGCUUUAAAGCAGGAGCAAGAGAUAGAGCAAAAGAUGGGUGAGGUUACCCCGAUUGCACCUAAACCCCAGUCGCAAAAGGGUUCAAGCUCGUCAAGUAGCUCAGGGCACCAACACCACCAUGUGUCUCACUCCCAGGGUAUCCUCCACCGCCAUCACCAGCACGUUCAGCCAGGCAUCUACCACCAUCACGGACAACAACACUCUGACUCUCUGUUAUUUCAGCUACAGCAGCAGCACAUACAACAACAACAACAGGAGUUGGAGGUAGCACGGCACCAGGCAGACAUCAGGUGGCACCCUUACCUGAACACCCAACAUCACCACUCACACAAACCACAGCACCACCACAGUUAUGUAUCUGAUUCAGAUCGGCAGUAUUUACUGGACAUGAUUCCGUCGCUACCUGCACAGUCUCUUGGGUACAGCUCAAGUAGGAUAUAGCCUGUUUGCCAUGAAGCAGGAUAUAGCCUGUUUGCCAUGAAGCAGGAUGUAGCCUGUCUGUUUGCCAUGAAGUAGUUAACUUAAGUUUACAUUGUACUUUGAUAAAUGAUAAGGAGCUCGUAAAGAUUAGGUUGCAUUGGAGAUGGCCUAGUAUGCAGCUCUGGUACUUUGUAAUUUGAAUAGUAUGGUAAAUAUGCUCCUUAUUUGGGUGUGGAAUGCCACUAUUGUUUGAUCAACAAGACAGCACUUGUUUUAACAUAAAAACGUAUUGGUUAGACAAUAAGCAGACUACACAAGUGAGAGGCUUUAAUCUUUGUUCAGGCUAUGUUGAGGAUAUCUCCUGUGUUCCAGAGCUUUUCUUAGGUUCUCUUAAUAGUGUAGCCUUGUCAUUGACGACAUCCCUGGUGUAAGUGUGUAGUUACUCCACUAUUAGGAUGAGCCGUUAUCUCAGAAUUAGCUAUCCAAAAAGGUAGAAAAAGUACUUUAACAAAGAUAUAGAUGGAGUUAAUGUUAAUAGAAUAUAAUUGAAAGACAACUAUGGUAUUUUGUGUAAACAAUAACAGCUGCAUAUAAAUGUGCAGUCUUAACAGUUACAAGCAUUCUCAAUAAUGUUUCUACUGAGCAUAUUUCAGCUGGUCUAUUUCUCAUUGAAAAUUAUAUUUUAUACCUUGGCAAAACAAAAUUUCCAAUUUAUUUGGCUCUACUAAAAUAUGCAAUAUCCUAUUUUAGGUAUUUUCAACCUAUUUAGAUUUAACCUGUUCAGUGACACCUUGGUGUUGAAAUUAGCAAUUGCUAUGGUUCAUGGCUGUUGUCUUGUUUUUUGUUUUUUUUUAUGACUGUUUGCAAGCUGGGACCAGAGUGAGGGAGUUCAUCCCCCCCAUCCCCUUCUGUUUCAUUCCAGCUUGAAUGCAGUCAUCAAAGGCAAGAUAGCAUCUAUGAACUGUAACAAUCACUAAUUUCAACAGUAACUAGAAGCUUCACAUUCUUCUUUUCGUUUGCCUUAAAACAGCAAAAUUUAUAUCUGCUUCAUCCCAUAUAAGAUAUUUUGCCUUAAGCAGUCACUCAUCAGUCACUUUUUGUUACAGAGGCUAAUGCAAUAAAUCUUUACAAAUACAACUUUCAAAAAUGGAAAUAUUGUCAAUAAUGUUUAAAUAUAGUGAUUUUCAUCCAAUUGUGAAACAGGAAUUGCACAAUUAGAUCCUAAAGGGCCUAGAGACUUUUUUUCAUAGUCUGAUGAAAACUUCUCUAAUUUCAACUUGAAUAUGACAAAAAAGCAUAUGAUCUCCAACAUUGAAAUUGAUAAAGACUUUUAAAGCUCUUGGUUGUGAAGUGAUUGUUGCAUAUGUAAAUAUGUAGCAUCUAAAAGUAACCUUUGUACAAAUCACUCCCUGAUAUUGCUUCUCCUAUCACAAUAUUAUUUAUUAACAGAUAGAGUUAUAUUCUAUUCUGCAGCUGGUUGCAAUGAGGAAAUAAAGUCAUCAGAAAAUCCCUGGUUA
This is a messenger RNA of Nematostella vectensis (starlet sea anemone), 4773 nucleotides long. Its product is annotated as transcriptional repressor p66-beta. The record is from RefSeq and is a predicted model, not a curated record. Bases 1343 to 3277 code for a protein of 644 amino acids. Gene Ontology annotation, cellular component: NuRD complex. The transcript has 2 exons. Lineage: Eukaryota; Metazoa; Cnidaria; Anthozoa; Actiniaria; Edwardsiidae. Gene Ontology annotation, biological process: negative regulation of transcription by RNA polymerase II.